AUGGCAUCUGUGAUCACCAAUUACAUCGACGAGCUGUCGUCGACGCAGCUGUACACCGCGGUUGUGGGCGCAACUGUCACCUUAUGCAUUGUCUUGUUAGGCCCGGCGGCUGGCGGGAAUGAAAAUUUGCCGAGCAGCAUGCUGGGAAUGAGCACCGCCGCGGUCGCUGCCAGUCAAAAGGAUGCUCUGAAACAACAGCCGAAAUGGUACUUGUUCAAAUACAUCAACGUGGGUGUAUUCUGUAUGUUUGUUUCCAGCGUGGCCGUCUUUCUAUGGGAUGCGUCCACCUACAUCAACAAUGGUGAUCGCAUGACGCAAUUCCUAGUGGGUUGGUCUCUCUUUUUGUGCUACUUUUUUGGUUUCUUUGGGGUCUUUUUCAUACAUCAGGAUCUGCUGAUGAAUCCUCAUUCGGAUGCUGCUGAUUCUGAUUCUGAUAAGAAGGAAAACAACAACAACAACAACAAGACUACAGAUGUUGCCGUACCAAAGAAAGUCAAAUCUGUUUCACCGCACAAGCCCAAAGUGGUCCAUGAACCAGCUGCCUGUGCACCUGUAUGUAGUGAUCCAACAUCUUUGAAGUCGCCAGCAUCAAAGACUUCUGCCAUUUCAAAAGAUACCGACAUUACGGGAAUGUCGAAUGACGAAAUUGCUCAACUUGUCAUGAAGCAACAAGUCAAGGAUCACGAAUUGGAAAAGAGACUGGACCCUUUCCGGGCGGUCACGGUUCGACGAUUGAUUGCCCAACUCAAACUCCAAUCGGUCCAUUCAUCAUCUGAUACCUUUCUGGAAAACUUGCCCGAAGGUCCUUCCCUCGAUUAUUCCAAAGUCCAUGGAACCAACUGUGAAAUGGUGGUGGGAUAUGUCCCAUUGCCCGUCGGUAUGGUCGGUCCGCUCACUUUGAAUGGCGAAUCUGUUUACUUUCCCAUGGCCACGACGGAGGGUUGUCUCGUCGCCUCGACGCAACGUGGCGCCAAGGCCAUUUCGCAGGGUACACUUGGUGCUCAAGCUAUGAUUGUCAAGGAUGGGAUUACCCGAGCCCCCUGUGUUCGCAUGGCCACGGCAAUGGAAGCGGCCCAACUCAAAUUGUGGUGCCAAGAACCUGCCAAUUUGGAGACUCUCAAGCAAGCCUUUGAAUCGACCACCUCGUUUGGCAAACUAUUGGAGUGCCAUGCCACUGUGGCUGGAAAGAAUGUUUAUUUGAGAUUGGUUUGCUUCUCGGGUGAUGCCAUGGGGAUGAACAUGGUCAGUAAGGGUUCUCUCAAGGUGAUUGAAACCCUCCAAGACAUCUUUCCCAAUUUGGAAUUGGUGGCCUUGUCGGGCAACAUGUGCACGGACAAAAAGGCAGCUGCAACCAAUUGGUUGCACGGUCGUGGUAAGAGUGUAGUGGUCGAAGCAGUCAUUCCCAAGGAUGUCGUCACGAAGACUUUGAAGACUACUGUUCCAGCCUUGGUCUCGACGAACCAAAACAAGAACUUGAUUGGUUCUGCCAUGGCGGGUGCCAUGGGAGGAUUCAAUGCUCAUGCCAGUAAUAUUGUGACUGCCAUUUUCCUGGCUACCGGACAAGACCCUGCCCAGAACGUGGAAUCGGCCAAUUGUAUUACUCUAAUGGAACAAGUUGAAGAAACUGGUGAUUUGUGGAUUUCGUGUACCAUGCCCAGCAUUGAAGUCGGAACCGUUGGUGGCGGAACGACCCUUCCAGCGCAAGCAGCCUGUUUGGAAAUGAUCGGUUGCAAGGGUGGAUCCCGAGAGGCACCGGGCAAGAAUGCCCAACGACUAGCACUCGUGGUGGCGGCUGCCACCAUGGCGGGGGAAUUAUCGCUCAUGUCGGCCUUGGCGGCCAACACUUUGGUGCAAGCGCAUAUGAAGCACAACCGAAAAAAGGCAGUUUAG
Molecule: messenger RNA, 1890 nt
Organism: Cylindrotheca closterium
Lineage: Eukaryota; Bacillariophyta; Bacillariophyceae; Bacillariales; Bacillariaceae
Source: the annotation of a GenBank genome assembly